AGAGGAUUGAAUAGGGGAAAAGUCGAAUCCUUACUAUAUUAAUACGAGUAAAACCUCAGUGCGAAAGCCGGCUUUACAGAGUGUGCAUUAAUAAGUUCGUGUUUCCUAAUAUCCAGUGGAGUGAAGUGUAAAAAUUUCAAUCGAUAUGGCAGAAGCAAACAAGAGAAACAUCCCCAUCAAACUUGGAGAUUUCAGUGUUAUUGAUACGGAAUUCAGCAGCAUCAGAGAAAGGUUUGACGCUGAAAUGAGAAAAAUGGAAGAGGAAAUGAGCAAAUUCCGCUCAGAGCUGAUGAACCGGGAAUCCAACAACUUUUUCAGGUCCACCACCAGGUCUUACAACUAUGAGUCAACUAAAACUGGAGGCAAGACGUCAAGCGAGACGUCCAGCACCACCACAUCAACACAGAACACAGGAUCGGAUAUUGCACAGAGGCCUGGAGAUGUAAGGACAUGGAUUGAUGACUUGAACUCCCCAUUGGUACAGAAUGAUGGAGACAACAAGCAUCUUAAACUGAGGUUCGACGUUAGCCAAUAUGCACCAGAAGAAAUAGUCGUGAAAACGGUAGACAACAAAUUAUUGGUUCAUGCCAAACAUGAAGAAAAAACGGAAUCAAAAUCUGUUUAUAGAGAGUAUAACAGAGAAUUUCUUCUUCCCAAGGGAACAAAUCCAGAACAAAUCAAGAGUUCUUUAAGUAAAGAUGGUGUGCUAACAGUCGAGGCUCCAUUACCUGCAAUUACAUCUGGAGAAACAUACAUACCAAUCCAACACUAAGGAUUGGAGUCAAUUUUGUAUUAAUUUCUGCACAAUAAUCAGUAAUCGAACUUACAUCGUUAGUUUUUUGAUUUCCCAGUUAUGAUUUCAGAUUAAUCAGGAUGGUUUUUCUGUUAUUAGAUAUAUUUUCAGAUGCCGAAUAAAUCAAAUCUAGUUUAUAGAGAUGAAAAUGUUCAUUGAUAUUCAGAGCUAACUGCAAUAUUAUUGUUGAAAAAAUAUUUAUUAUUUAUUGAAUUUACAUUUCACUAACGAAAAAUUUUAAUAGUGUCAUUGGAAGUAUGUAUUUCACUUCAAUGUGUAGAAGAAUCUAUUUUAAGUUUGAAAUGAAUUAUACAAUUUUUGUAAAUUAUUUAUAAGCAAUAAAUCUUAUUUUUAAA
This is a messenger RNA of Coccinella septempunctata (seven-spotted ladybird), 1149 nucleotides long. RefSeq names its product protein lethal(2)essential for life. Gene Ontology annotation, molecular function: protein folding chaperone. Bases 146 to 772 code for a protein of 208 amino acids. Lineage: Eukaryota; Metazoa; Arthropoda; Insecta; Coleoptera; Coccinellidae. The record is from RefSeq and is a predicted model, not a curated record. The transcript has 4 exons. Gene Ontology annotation, biological process: response to heat; protein refolding.